CGGUGCUGCAGGGGCAGCCCAGAGUUGUGGUUCCCACGGGCUCUUGAGCAGGCGCCAGUGCUGAGCUCAGAGUUUCCAUGCAGAGCAGCUCGUUCACACGCCAGAGGGCGAGAGAGCAUGGCCCUGGCCCCGAGGGUCUUCCAGAGCAGGGCUGUGGGACCACAGGGGUCCUAGAGAGCCACUACUACCUGCCCCACACUGGGACCCACAUCUCCCACCCAGAGGACCUGGCUAGAAGGUGGAAGGGCAGGAGCAGCCCUCUCCUCACUUGUCUCUGCAUGUCUCUCUGAAGAGGCUGUGCCAGCCUGCUGAACAUCACAGCUCCCCGGGGACCAGCUGGGGUGGAGCACAGCAAGAGGGAUGAGGCGGGGUACAGUUCCCAGCCAGGGUGGGUGGGACCACCGGACCCAGACACAGCUCAGAGCUGGUCCCAUACCCGCAGAGCCGUGGCACAGAGCAGCCGAGUCCCCUGGAGAGCCAGCGACCACUGUGGGCAUCCUGCCCCUGCCCUGUAUUCACGGGGUGUAAUGGCACCAGGCAGAAGGGAUGCGUGCCGUGGGCGGGGGGCAGUGGGAACGUGUGCCACAGCCCAGGUUGCCCUCUGCAAGGCCACGGCCGGACACCGGCAGCUGGUGCUGCAGCUUGGGGGGAGCAGUGACAGCCCUCAGCUGCGUGAGGAGCGACGCAGGAGGAGCGCAGAGGCCUGUGAGCUCAGCAUGGGGCUGCAGCGGCUGCUGCUAGAGGGGCUGCGACAGGCCCCAGUGAGCCCCCCGGAGCAGCAGGAGCUGGAGCGGCUGUGGGUGCUCUUCCUCUCCGCCCUGGAGCUCUUCCUGCAGGACCUGUACAGAGCCCAGCACCUCUGCCAGCUCUUCUCUGUGAAAGGGGGUGGUAUUGCCCCACUGCACACUGGGCUGGGGGGCUGGGGGCUGCCCAGUCGGCGAGGAGGGGGUCCCACACAGCCCCCACCCACCCAGUGCUUAGAGGAGGAGAUCGAGCAGGUGAGAGCCACGCUGGCAGAGAUGGAGAGCGGAGCCAACAUUCCACCAUGGACAGUGGAAGCCACAGAGACCACACAGCCAGCAGAGACAAGCGGCACCACAGAGAGAGCAGCCCGGGGAGGCCCCUGUGCUGGGCACUGCUGUGGGGUGCUGUGAGCUAGGGGGCCAGGAGAUAGCAGCAGAGGUGACACCCCUGUCACAGAGCAGGGGACAGAGGGGCCCUAUGUACACCUACAGUCCUCAACCCCUGCCUUUGCAGGUGAUGGUGGGGGCUGCUCCCACCCUGCAGAAGGAAUGGGACCACUCCAGGCCUCCAAAUAUUGAUAAAGCUCCUGUUACCCCACAGAGAUCAGUGCCCCUUCCACCCUCCCUGCCCACACUCGCAUAGGGGCCUCUGGACACUCAGGGUGUGCCAGGGCUGCCAUAGAAUCCCCUACAGAAGUUAUAA
This is a messenger RNA of Parus major (Great Tit), 1446 nucleotides long. RefSeq names its product regulator of G-protein signaling 9-binding protein-like. The transcript has 2 exons. Gene Ontology annotation, cellular component: neuron projection. NCBI's taxonomy places the organism in Eukaryota, Metazoa, Chordata, Aves, Passeriformes, Paridae. The coding region runs from base 528 to 1154 and encodes 208 amino acids. Gene Ontology annotation, biological process: G protein-coupled receptor signaling pathway. The record is from RefSeq and is a predicted model, not a curated record.